AUGGACGUGAACAUGGACAUGAGCAUGCCUGCUACUUUCACCAGCAGCACUACAGUCACCCUCUUCUUCAGCGCCUGGACAACAACCUCUAUUCCCGCAUACAUUUUCACUCUACUCUUCCUCUUCGCCCUCGCCUUCUUUAAUCGCUUUCUCGCUGCCCUUCGAUUCCAGCUCGAGAGUCAUCCGUCCACUUUCUCGGUUUCAAUUCUCCCUGCGCCUCGGCCCCGUCGCCGAACCAUCCCAAAGGCGCGGCUCAGUCCGCUACCACGGUAUACCGCCAUCAAUGAUGCUGAGGAGCAUUUCCAGAUACCCGAGGAGCACAGUGGACUUGUGUCUGAGAAUAAACCCCAAUCCCACACCUGCCGUCGAAUACAGAACUACUUCCUCGAACGUCUUCCCCAGUGGACACCAAGUUCACCAUGGAGCUGGCGAGAUGGCGGUCUGGCGCUGCUGGAAGGGGCGAGAGCGUUUAUUGGAUAUAUUCUAAUGCUCGCGGUCAUGACAUUCAAUACAGGAGUCUUCUUUGCGGUGAUUGUGGGAAUUGUCGCUGGAGAGACGGUGUUGGGUCGGUAUAUGCGGCAGUCUGGAAUAUCGCAUGAUGGAGCUUGUCACGAUGGAUAG
Aspergillus versicolor CBS 583.65 is the source of this 621-nucleotide messenger RNA. It is a transcript of the gene crmD, whose product is annotated as putative copper transporter crmD. Gene Ontology annotation, cellular component: plasma membrane. The transcript has 2 exons. NCBI's taxonomy places the organism in Eukaryota, Fungi, Ascomycota, Eurotiomycetes, Eurotiales, Aspergillaceae. The record is from RefSeq and is a predicted model, not a curated record. Bases 1 to 621 code for a protein of 206 amino acids. Gene Ontology annotation, molecular function: copper ion transmembrane transporter activity. Gene Ontology annotation, biological process: copper ion transmembrane transport; intracellular copper ion homeostasis.